AUGUCGCUCUGCUGCUGCAGCGCGGGAAGCCGCCGCCUGCUCCUCCCACGCCUCUUCCUUGGCCAGCACCACCAGCUCCGCCGCCCCCUCCUCCACCUUCCCGCCGCCUCAACCGCAGCCGCAGCGGUCUCUUCCUCCACGGCGUCCCUCUCGCCGGCACAGCAGCGCCAGGUCUCCCUCUACGUGGACGCACUCCUCGAAUGGAACCAGAGGAUGAACCUUACCGCCAUCACAGACGAGUCCGGGGUCAUGACGCGCCACGUGGCAGACUCCCUCGCGGUCCUGCCGCCGCUCGAGCGCACGUACACCUCCCGCGGCGGCGACGUUGCCGGCAUCAGCCUUAUCGAUGUCGGCUCUGGCGCCGGGCUACCCGGACUCAUCCUUGCUGUUGCGCGGCCAAGCUGGAAAUUUACGCUGCUGGAGUCGAUGCGGAAGCGGUGCACGUUCUUGGAGCAUGCGGUUGAAGUCAUGGAGCUGUCGAAUGUGGAUAUAGUCUGUGACCGAGCUGAGAACGUUGGCCAAAGUCAUGAUUUCAGAGAGGCAUUUGAUGUAGCAGCUGCAAGAGCCGUUGCAGAACUCAAAGUUCUAGCCGAGUACUGUCUCCCGUUGGUCCGUGUCGGUGGUUUAUUUAUAGCUGCUAAAGGGCACGACCCUCAUGAAGAAAUAAGAAGCGCAAAAGCUGCAGUUCAUAAACUUGGUGCAUCCAUGCUAGAUUUGUGCAAUGUUGAAUCAAUGGGACCUCAUGGCCAACGAACGGCAGUUGUAUACCUGAAGGAACGAACUACUCCAAAGAAAUACCCUCGGCAUCCAGGUACUCCUUCUAAGACACCAUUAUGAAAGCAUGUUGACUGUCUUGGAGAAACACAAUGAUCAAAACUCGAUACAUUGGCUGCUCUCCCUCCGAAGGACAUCCACUGGAAUGCAGUUGCUCUUAAAGCGUGAAAGGAUUACUUAGCUACCUAACAUCGAUCAUUUUCUCAUGCAAAUUGU
Messenger RNA from Lolium rigidum, 990 nucleotides. RefSeq names its product ribosomal RNA small subunit methyltransferase G. The coding region runs from base 1 to 837 and encodes 278 amino acids. Gene Ontology annotation, cellular component: cytosol; cytoplasm. Gene Ontology annotation, molecular function: rRNA (guanine-N7-)-methyltransferase activity. The record is from RefSeq and is a predicted model, not a curated record. Lineage: Eukaryota; Viridiplantae; Streptophyta; Magnoliopsida; Poales; Poaceae. Gene Ontology annotation, biological process: rRNA processing. The transcript is spliced from 8 exons.